AUGUGGUCGCGUAUAACGUGGGUUAUCUUCGUAUAAAAUCGGCUUUGUUGUUGUUUUUGCAAAUUUCUCCCUUCUUUUGCAGGGAUAUCGUGUGCGUCGGUGGAGUUCGACCGGUUCUGAAUGGGCUGAAGUCAGCGUUGAUUGAUGAGGAAAUUGUCGAGGAAGGCAGAUGGAACGAGUACCGCUCGAUGAGGUCGAUCUUAGAUAUUCAGGAGGUCGACGAAAUGAAUGUAAGUUGAGCUAGUGGUUUUUAAACUUAAAAAAUUUUUUUAACCAGACUGAUAGUUAAUUAAGGCAUUUUCGGAAAAGUUCCGUCAGACGACGUCGAUUUAUGCAACUAAUUUUACGUCUUCCAGAGUGAAUACAACUUUGCCUCGUGUGCAGAUGGAUACCCGUCGGAGUUCGAGACCUAUCAAUCGAUUAUUGAGACGGAUGAGAUUAGCGAGACCGAAUCCAUUUCUCCCAUAAACUACUCCGAGUUCGAAAAGAGGCUCAACUCUUCCCCUAAAAGCGAUCAGGUAAGCACCUUGGUUAUGCAAAACCAACUUGCUCUUCCAAAAGCACUUUUUCUCGCCCGAAAUAAUUGCUUUUUCUCGAAAAGGAAGAAAAAAGAUAAGAAAAUGCUUUUUAUCGAUAGUGACAUUUCGUUUUGAACGAAUCACCAAAAAGGGCGGGGAAUUUUUUCUUCUAUUUUCUUCUAUAUCUGAAGUUUCAGUCCUUCUUCUCGACCGUUCCUUUGGAUUGCAACGAUGAGAAGACCUUGGAGAGCGACGAAGGCGAACCAGCUGAACAAAUGAAUGAGGCCGGAGACGGACAUAAACACCAAGCCGAUGAAUUCCUAAAGGCUCUCAAGCAAAACGGUCCCUAUUACCUCAGUCCCGACUACUAUUACGGCAACUAUGAUCGGCAGCCGGAAAAGAAGAACGAGUUCUUGAUGCUGUAUCCGUAA
Molecule: messenger RNA, 949 nt
Organism: Bursaphelenchus xylophilus (pine wood nematode)
Lineage: Eukaryota; Metazoa; Nematoda; Chromadorea; Rhabditida; Aphelenchoididae
Source: the annotation of a GenBank genome assembly